Molecule: messenger RNA, 3131 nt
Organism: Mugil cephalus (flathead mullet)
Lineage: Eukaryota; Metazoa; Chordata; Actinopteri; Mugiliformes; Mugilidae
Gene: map3k14a
Product: mitogen-activated protein kinase kinase kinase 14a
Exons: 16
Coding region: 328-2886 (852 amino acids)
Biological process (GO): protein phosphorylation; positive regulation of canonical NF-kappaB signal transduction
Molecular function (GO): protein kinase activity; ATP binding
Source: RefSeq, a predicted model, not a curated record
CUGCUCAGAGACAUUACUGAAAACCAGAACGUGAAGGACGAGGCAGGCGACCGAAGCACACAGCCAGCGUAGAUGACGGGCUGGUCAGAAGCAGAUAGGCCGGAUGUAGAUAGCAGAACAGGCUGGCAUCUGUCUGUACGCCUACUACCCCGGGCAGAGUUGUUUUUGCGGUAGUGUUUAUUGCAGUGGGUUUUCUCUACUUCCUUUCCACGUAAAUUCAUCGGGGUGUGGUGGUGCAGUGUUUUAAGACGGAAGUGACACUUGAAUCGCUUCGCUCUAGAUUUUCUUGCAGUGCAUCAAGACGGCACACAAGAUUGAGCAGAUGAAAUGGCGGUGAGUCACAGAAUCUUCAAUUCAACAGCGCCCUUCUCCGGAUGCCCCCAAGCUGAGCUGAAGGGCUCGUACAUGCCCCGCUCCACCGGGGAGCAGGAGACAGAGGAAGAUGAGGAGGAGGGAAAAGAGAGCAAAAUGGCCUACCGGGCGAACUGGCCCAGGAUCAACAAAGUGCUGACGCAAGGAACUGCGGAACAAGUGGGAGAACGGCCAUUUAAGAAUUCCCCCUUCAUUGCCCAGGCUGAAUGUGAAAGCCAGGAUGCGUUCAGUCCGUCUUGUUCGGAACGUUCCUUUGUUCCAUCCCCUAACUGUUUCACCAGCAGCGUUUCCUCCGAGCACAACAACGUGGCGUGCCCGACGACGGCCUCCAUCCACGAGCUGAGCAGCGUGCUGCCGUCCCUCAGUCCGAGAAAGAGGAGCCGGAGGAGGCAGAAGCGCAAGGGGAAAAAGAAGCAAGAAAAGAAGAAGGAAAAGCACAGGCAGAGGCAUCGAAUGCCUUCUGGCGUCCCUGAACAGGAGAGUGGAAGUUCUCUGGUUCCGAUCUUGGAGGAGUCGUCUCUCGGAGGGAGAAGCGACCUCAGCACGUCUUGCUGCAGCAGCUCAGAGGAACAGGACCGAGGGCCGUCUUUCUACAGCGGACAGGUCUACAGCACGGGCUCCAGCUGCUCUCCUCUAAACUGGCCUCGACUGGGCUGCUUCCCCAGCCUCAGCGCGUACGAGCAGGACUGCAGCUCGGACUCCUGCAGCAGCCUGGGAGACUGCUCGCUGGCUCUCGCCGGCCUCAGGGGCAGCGUCAGUCAGGGGGACCCGUGCUACGCGGGGCCCUUUUUCAAAGAGGUGGAGAGAGAGGCCAGGGAGGAGGAGGACGAGCUCUCGUCGGUCGAUUCCGUCAGCAACGAAGGGAUAAUCUUUUACAAUGAAAAAAUUCAGCCUGUGGACUCUGAAUACAAGGAGGGGAGGGAGUAUGUCCUCUCGCGGUUUAUCAAGGAAGGCUCCUACGGUGAAGUGCACAGUGCUCAAGAUGUCAAGACGGGAUACAAAUUCGCAGUCAAGAAGAUACACCUGAAGAGGUUCAGCAGCGAGGAGGUGGGUGCGUGGAGUGCCCUCAGAUCUCCUCGGGUGGUGGAACUCUUCGGGGCGGUCAGAGAGGGGCCCCACAUCGUCCUCAUGAUGGACCACAAAUCAGGCUCCCUGGGCGAGCUGAUAGUGGAGCGUGGCCGGCUGCCAGAGGACUUAAGCCUCCACUACCACUCUCAAGUCUUAACAGCCAUGGAGUACCUGGUGAAGAAAAAAGUAGUGCACCUAGAUAUUAAAGCUGACAACGUGUUGCUGUCGGAGGACGGUAGAGACACCUUCCUGUGUGACUUCGGACACGCGGAGAGACUCGACAAUCAGGGGCAGAGCCUCAGCGGGUCCAAAGAUCUGAAGGGAUCGGAAACCCACAUGGCACCUGAGAUAGUAAAAGCAGAACCCCGUGGAGCCAAAGCAGAUGUGUGGAGCAGCUGCUGCAUGUUACUACACAUGCUCAACGGGUGUCAACCUUGGACAAGAUAUUACACCUGUAGACUUUACCUGAAGAUUGCUAACGAGCCCCCACCCCUGAGAGAGAUCCCACCUGACUGUAGCCCUCUCACAGCGGAAGUAAUAAAGGCAGGGCUCGAGAAGGAUCCGGUCAAGAGGUCAUCAGCAUCUGAGCUUAAAGACAAAGCUGACAGAGCUCUGAGAGAAGUUGGAGGACUCACCAGCCCAGUGAAGGGACCCUACACAGAGCCCUUGUAUAUUGCCAACAAACCACCGGACUUCCUGCAGCUGAUUAAUAGCAGCGCUGACUUGGAGGAUGAGGAGGAAUGUCAAGGCUAUCUCAAGGCAACGGGGAGGAGGACAAAGAAACUGGAGGAUGAGGAAGGAGUGGAUGCUGAGUAUAACAAGUCGAAACAUGACUCAUUUUCGGGUCCACAAAUGUUGAUCUCUGAGCCGAAGCAGAAGAAGUGCAACAAGAUCACUACCGUGUCUGAACUUGAGCUACGUAAACUAGAGCGAGACUUCUUCUUGAGCAGCCUGUCCCAGCCUCAUCCUGCUGAGCUGCAGGUGGAGCUCUUGUCUUGCAUAAGCAGCGACACUUAUUCCAACUGGGAGCCAUAUGACAAAAAGGACUCUGGCCGCUGGUCUCUGAGUCCAGGAGAUGACUUCAGCUCCGGUGUCUUCUCCUACAAUAGCCAGCCUGAUGUGCAGGUCUUCAGCAUGGAUUUCCUGGGUCACACACAGUUACCGCCACCGUGCUGUUUCGAGGGAGUUGAUGUGUUUAUCGAAGACUUCAGCAGGAGAAGCAUUCAGAUCAGAGAGGCACGUCGGGUGAAGGUCGGCCACAUCGCCACUGGAAUCAGCGAUCAGAUCUCUGAGAGGGUGUUCACUCUGGAGACACAGCAGGGCCAGCAGAUAGCUCACGAUGAGGAGGUGCAGGAGUCUGGUCUGGAGCUCUGCUGUGUUCCUGCUCCAGACUACAGCCAGGCCUGGAAGUGGAGGAUCAAAGACGGAGUGCUGGAGACCAGAUAGAACUCACAACUCCCUCCUUACAGCAGCAGCCUCAUCACAACCAUCGAUUGGCCUCGUGUCAAACAGUUUUACAUACCAGCGUGUGCUUUUUUUAUCGCCUAAAAAAAAACUUCUUCUGAAGCUACCAUUUUAUUUGCAAUGCCAUUUUGGAGAGUUGUUGUGUACGUUUGCGUCUUGUGAUAUGUACAUUGUUACAUGGCUGUUACAGGAUAUUCACAUCCAGUCAUUAAAUAUACUUAACUGUG